AUGUCACCCGUCAACGCCUCCUUCGAAGACGCGAUCCGCGUCACGCCAGAAGGCGCGAACAAAUACAGCGCCAACCUGCGCACGGAGUGGUGCAUCGGAGCCGUUCCCCAUGGCGGCUACACCACCUCCGUUCUAUACCGACUAGCGCUCGUCCACUUCGCCCACGCGCACCCAGGCCAAUAUGACACACCCGCCUCACCAAUUUCCCUCCAAUUAUCCUUCCUCCGCCGCACGGCCGCCGGGCCCGCAGUCAUGGAAGUCGAAGACGUCAAAAUCGGCGCCCGAACAAGCACAAUCCACGUGAAAUUACUCCAACCCUCGGAAAAGAAGCCAGACCUCCUAGAAAUCAAAGUAGCCGGCUAUAUCACCGUCAGCCCGCCCAGUGCCGAGGUCGGCAUCAGCGCCCACACAGGCUGGACACCCCAGCCCGCUGCGCCAUCCGGUUCCGGACCCGGUGGUAAGAUCGACUUUGCAGCUUUGGCAAAUGGGAAAGAUGGCGAGUGGAUUAAGCUUGAACCGCCUUAUCCUGAAUUUCGUCGGGCGGCGGCGCAAUUGGAGCUUUAUGGACCUGGGAAGGGUAAGACGCAGCAGGCGAGAUCGGGGAGUAUGGCUAUCGAUCAGUGGGCGAGAUUUCAGCCUGGUGGGGAUGUUAAGGGGAGGUGGACGGAUGCGGCUAUUCCUUAUUUGAUUGAUAUGUUUCCCAUGGCGUUGGAUGGGUUUGAUACUGUUUCUGCGGAGGCGGAGGCUAAGGCGAAGGGGGAGAAGGUUUCUGAGGGGAAGGCGAAGUUUUGGUAUCCGACUGUUACACUGAAUGUUGAUAUGAAGAAGCAUUUGCCGGCUGAGGGGGUGGAGUGGCUUUAUUCUAGGAUUGUGACCAAGGUUGUUAGGGAUGGGAGGACGGACUUGGAUGUUACGGUGCUUGAUCAGAAUGGGGAGGUUAUUGCGCUGAGUACGCAGGUUGGUCUUGUUGUUAGUGCUAGUCGGAAUAUUGGGACGAGGAAGUUGGAGAAGUUGUAA
Molecule: messenger RNA, 1017 nt
Organism: Penicillium waksmanii
Lineage: Eukaryota; Fungi; Ascomycota; Eurotiomycetes; Eurotiales; Aspergillaceae
Product: thioesterase family protein
Exons: 2
Coding region: 1-1017 (338 amino acids)
Source: RefSeq, a predicted model, not a curated record